AUGGCUCUAGGCAUCCUCGAACCCAAGGAAACGCAGGUGGCAGGAACUGUCCAUGUGAAGAGUCAGGCGCAGAGUCACACGGAAGCGCAGGACACAAACAGAGCACUCAAGAAGGACAAGACUGGCACGAUCAUCCUUGUGCCUCAACCUAGCGACGAUCCAAAUGAUCCUCUGAACUGGCCGUUAUGGCAGCGCGAUGUUAUCCUCUUCAUCCUUUCCAUCGUCACGGUCGUUGCUACGACAGCCUCGCCAUUGUUGGCCGCCGAUUCCGUCCUAUUAGCCAUCUACUUCAGGACAACUUUCCAAAAGGCUGCUAACCUGACUGCCUUCCACUUGGCAGGCGUCGCUGUCGGCGCCGUCAUAUUCGUACCAUCUGCAAGAGUGUGGGGCAAGAGACACGUUUUUCUCCUGGGAGCACUGCUUAUGUGCGUGACCUCUGCAUGGGGUGGGUCAACACAUAACAACAGGAAUUAUGCUUCACUAUUAUGGGCUCGUGUGUUCCAAGGCGUGGCUUUGGCUCCCUUUGAGUCGCUAGCCAACGCCGUCGUUGGAGAUCUGUACUUUGUCCACGAACGUGGACCGCGCAUGGCAUUUGUCAAUACGGCUAUUUUUGGAGGAGCUUUCCUAACUCCUGUCUUUGUGGGAAUGAUAGCAGCUCAUAUCGGGUGGCAGUGGUCCUUCUACCUGCUGUCUAUCUUCUCGGGCAUCGGCUUUCUGGCUCUGUUUUUCUUUGUUCCAGAAACUGCCUUCAGACGAGCAGACUCCCUCAAUACGGACAUGGUUACGACAGCGACAUCAUCUGUGGUGACUGAGUCGUCAGCUGCGAGCUUAAACUCAGACGAGAAGUACUUGCGAAUGGCGACAUCUGCGGGCACUGCUCCAGAUACUGCUAGAAGGGCACGGGAUCCCUAUGUUCGGCGUCUGCUUCCAUUCAACGGCAAGAAAAGUGACGAUUCGUUCUUCAAAUUACUUCUACGACCUUUCCCAUUAUACCUGCAACCAGCUGUGAUAUGGGGUUGUCUGAUGCAAGGCGUUAUCAUCGGUUGGACUGUGAUGGUGGGUGUGAUCUUGUCGCUUAUCUUCCUCAGCCCACCCCUCUUUUUCACCGAAGAACAAUCUGGAAAGAUGUACACUGCAGCGUUCAUUGGCGCCAUGAUGGGCCUGGUGAUCUCAGGUGUUUUCACCGAACUUGUCACCAGGUGGCUGAUUCGACUGAACAACGGCAAAUAUGAACCCGAGUACCGCAUUUUGCUUGCUGCUCCAACCUUGGUCUUCACUGCUAUCGGACUCUAUGGCUUCGGCAUAACUUCUGCGAAUACUUACAGAUACGGCUGGCUGAUCCCUGAAGUGUUCCUAGCAUUCAUUAUUGCCAGCAUGGUUAUGGGCGCUGUCGCUUCUGCCCAGUAUCUGUUGGAUGCACACCGAGACAUCGACGUGGAGAUAUUCACGAACCUCAUCAUAUUCAAGAACAUCUAUUCUUUUGUGCUAGCGUAUUUCGCCUAUACCUGGAUCUUCUCUACAGGCAUCAAGCAUAUGUUUGUUAUCUUUGCAAGCAUCGAGGUGGCUAUUUGCUGCUUGAGUAUACCAAUGUAUGUACUAGGAAAGAAGAAUCGCGCCUUCUUCCAGAAGCACGAUAUCCUUGGAAUAGCGAAGUUGAGAUAA
Molecule: messenger RNA, 1662 nt
Organism: Lithohypha guttulata
Lineage: Eukaryota; Fungi; Ascomycota; Eurotiomycetes; Chaetothyriales; Trichomeriaceae
Exons: 2
Coding region: 1-1662 (553 amino acids)
Biological process (GO): transmembrane transport
Cellular component (GO): plasma membrane
Molecular function (GO): transmembrane transporter activity
Source: RefSeq, a predicted model, not a curated record